UCCCCCAUCGCUGGUGCUACCUUGUCGGAGCAUCGGAGCUGUGAAUUCCUCGCGUGGUAGACAAAACCAAAUUUUGACGAAAAAGGCAUAUGCUCCAUUUCGACGACGUCGGAGCUCUAGCGAUGCACAGCAAGUUGUCGCCAAGAUCGACAACUUUCACACGUAUCUGCGGGGGAAGGAGAAGAGAGGAGAAUUGUGGUCGUGGUAGCUAUGGCGGACGCAGAUUCAGCUCCUCGCAAAUCGCCCCACCUGUAUAGCAUUAUCAUUCCCACUUACAAUGAGUGCCUCAACAUCGCGCUCAUCUGCUACCUCCUUUUCAAACACUUGAAGGAUUACAAUUUUGAAAUUAUUAUUGUUGACGACGCAAGCCCAGACGGAACGCAAGACACAGUGAAGAAGUUGCAAACUAUUUAUGGCGAAGACAAGAUUUUGCUGAGGCCUCGAGCUGCAAAAUUGGGAUUAGGGACUGCUUAUGUUCACGGGCUGAAAUAUGUAUCCGGUGACUUCGUCAUUAUUUUGGAUGCUGAUCUUUCCCAUCAUCCCAAGUAUUUGCCAAAUUUCAUCAGGAAACAACUGGAGACGGAUGCAGAUAUUGUCACAGGCACUCGUUAUGUGAACGGAGGUGGUGUUCAUGGUUGGGAUUUGCGGCGGAAGUUAACGAGCCGAGGAGCUAACGUUUUAGCCCAUACCUUGUUGUGGCCUCGUGUAUCUGAUUUGACUGGCUCUUUCAGGCUUUACAAAAAGAAAGUACUUGAGGAGGUCGUACAGACAUGCGUGAGCAAGGGUUAUGUAUUUCAAAUGGAAAUCAUUGUACGAGCCACCCGGAUGGGAUGCCGUAUUGAGGAGGUUCCUAUCACAUUCGUUGACAGGGUUUAUGGAAUCUCGAAGCUUGGAGGAACCGAAAUCGUGCAGUAUUUGAAGGGGUUAUUUUGGCUUUUCCUAACAACCUAGACACCCUCAGUAGAUGCAUAUCUUGUAGAGAAUCAUUAACCCACAGUUUCAAUAUGUUCUAGCAACACAGUAUAUGGUUGAUGCACAAGCAAUGUGCAAAGCCAGAAAGUAACUACUGGAAAGAGUCAGUGCUGUGCAGAACGUCAUAUUGAUAUGUAGUCCCUCGAUUUUGUAUCUAUAUCUGGAUCUAUGUAAGUUGCACCUAUCAAGAAACACAACCACAUUUUUGUUUAUGGGCA
Molecule: messenger RNA, 1190 nt
Organism: Physcomitrium patens
Lineage: Eukaryota; Viridiplantae; Streptophyta; Bryopsida; Funariales; Funariaceae
Product: dolichol-phosphate mannosyltransferase subunit 1
Biological process (GO): protein O-linked glycosylation via mannose; dolichol-linked oligosaccharide biosynthetic process; GPI anchor biosynthetic process
Cellular component (GO): endoplasmic reticulum membrane
Molecular function (GO): dolichyl-phosphate beta-D-mannosyltransferase activity
Source: RefSeq, a predicted model, not a curated record